Knipowitschia caucasica is the source of this 306-nucleotide messenger RNA. The record is from the annotation of a GenBank genome assembly. NCBI's taxonomy places the organism in Eukaryota, Metazoa, Chordata, Actinopteri, Gobiiformes, Gobiidae.
AUGGCUCUCGCGCUCCUGUCACCCUUCAUUUGCAGUGAGUGGGCGCUGGCUCCAGUCCUCGUCUGCCUCUGGCCCUGCCUUCACCUGGCCUGCCUGCCUCUCCUGAGCUCCCCUGACAGCUGGCUGCCACCAGCACUAGUACCGGAGGAGCAGACAGAUGACAAGUCCUUAGGCUCCACAAAAGCAUGCUCCCCCUCCGUAAACAGGACCACUCUGCCCCCUCUUUCUUCACUUGCUCCGCACACCAUGAUCCCGUGUCUCCUGCUCGUCCUCCAGUCUGUCUCUGGUCACUGGAGAAGCACCUGA